Nestor notabilis (Kea) is the source of this 1197-nucleotide messenger RNA. It is a transcript of the gene SKP2, whose product is annotated as S-phase kinase-associated protein 2, E3 ubiquitin protein ligase. NCBI's taxonomy places the organism in Eukaryota, Metazoa, Chordata, Aves, Psittaciformes, Psittacidae. The record is from RefSeq and is a predicted model, not a curated record. Gene Ontology annotation, molecular function: protein binding. The transcript has 10 exons. The coding region runs from base 49 to 1197 and encodes 382 amino acids.
UGGGACUUGGACUGUGACUCCAGCAGGACCUCAGAGCUUCUCUCUGGCAUGGGAGUGUCUGUCCUUAAGAAGGACAAGCUGGACAAUGAAAACACGCCACAAGAUGUGCCGGGGUCAUCACCCUCUUCUCACAAGCGGCAGAAGGUGAAGGAGAAGGACUUCGUCAUUGUGCGCCGGCCACGGGUGUCCCGAGAAGCUGAAAGGGGGGUUUGCUCUUUCCAACUUCCAGAUGAAUUGCUUUUGGCCAUCUUUGCGUAUUUGCCCCUAAGUGACUUGCUAGGAGUUUCCGUUGUUUGCAAGAGAUGGCAUUGUCUUUCGUUUGAUGAAUCUCUCUGGCAGACUCUUGAUCUGGCUGGUAAAAUUUUGCUGCCAGGAGUGGUUGGACAGUUGCUUCCUGCAGGUGUUAUUGUAUUCCGCUGUCCACGAUCUUGUAUUGGGAACCCAUUGUUCAAAACAAGCAAACCUCUCAAACUCCAAUGUAUGGAUUUGUCGAACUGCACAGUGUCUGUUGCAAAUCUCCAGAGUAUUCUUGCUCUGUGUGAAAAGCUGCAGAAUCUGAGCUUGGAGGGACUGGUGCUUUCUGAUGACAUCAUCAGGAAUAUUGCUCAGAAUCCCAAUUUGAUGCGACUGAAUCUCUCUGGGUGCUCAGGGUUUGCUGCAGAACCCUUGGAGCUGAUGUUGAGCAGCUGUUCUGUGUUGGAUGAGCUGAACUUGUCCUGGUGUAACUUCACAGCCACCCAUGUCAAAGCAGCAGUCAAUCAUGUUACUUCAAAAGUAACCCAAUUAAAUUUAAGUGGCUACAGACAGAAUCUACAAAUGCAAGAUGUUCAAACACUGGUGGAAAGAUGUCCUUCACUUGUCAAUUUAGAUCUAAGUGACAGUGUGAUGUUAAAGCCUGAGUGUUUCCAGUAUUUCCAUAAACUCAGCUGUCUACAACAUCUGUGUCUUAGCCGAUGUUAUCAGAUAUCCGCUGCUGCGUUAGUAGAACUUGGUGGAAUUCCGACAUUAAAGACUCUUCAGGUAUUUGGAAUCGUGACUGAUGGCUCCCUACAGAUCCUCAAGGAAUCUCUUCCUGAUAUAGAGAUCAAUUGUUCAUACUUUACAAGCAUCGCAAGGCCAACUGUUGGUAGUAAAAAGAGCCAUGCGAUUUGGGGCAUCAAAUGCAAACUGACACUGAGCAAUCCUAGUGGCUUAUGA